CGCCACCUCGCGGGGACCUUGCCCGCUGCUCUGCGCCUGCGCGCCCCUCGCGCCGGCUGCCCGUGGCUCUCAGCGCCACCCCGACGUCCCGCCCCAGGCUGGGCGCGGGGAAAAGGGCGAAAAGAAGCGCGGCGGAUGCGCCACGCCCCUCUCUGAGCGAGCCUACGUCCUCCCCCAAUCAACACCACCCCUCGUCCUCCCGCGGCCUCCUAUUGGUCUGCUCUUGCCGGGAGGCGGGGAGAAGGGGGCAGGGUGUUGCGCUGACGUCCAGCCAAUCGCCGGGCCCACCGUGCGCGCCCCUGGUUGCCCCUGGAAACCUAACAAUCCGCAGCCGUGGUCCGCAGCGUUGGCCCUGCGGGAGGGAGAUGGACGACCACUCCGAUCACACUGGGGACCCCGAGAGGGAAAAUGGAGAUGCGGAGAGCCUGGCCUCGCGGCUGUCCAUAAUCAAGACUAGCUCUGGCCCCCAGUCCCCUGCCGAACCCAUGGAGCCGGAGUCGGAGCCGGACCCGGAGGCUGUAGAGGCUUCAGAGGGAGGUGGUGCUGCGGCCGAGCCGGCUGAGUCCCAGGAAGGGCCGGCGGCCACCGAGGCUGCGGGCGAGGAGGGGCCCGGAGAGCCGGAGUGGCCGGCGGAGGCCGAGUCAGGGGAGCCCGCCGAGACCGGGCCUGAGGAGCCAGCCAAGCCAGGGUCCAAAGACGGGCCCCAGGAACCACAGAAGGAGGAGGAGGCGGACGAGGACGAGGAGGACGCGGAGGAGGCAGCGGAGCCGAGGAAGAAGGAAGUCCAGUCUCAUGUCCCUCUGCAGCUGUCCUCGACCCGCAAGGAAGAGACUGCGCCAUCCCGGGAGGCUGAGCCGAAGGGACACGUGGAGGAGGAAGGGAAGGAGAGCGAGGAGACUGAGGAGAGCGAGGGGACUGAGGAGACCGAGGGGAAGCGUGUGGAAGCACGCCGGGAGAAAAGCGAGGAAGAGCUGAGAAAUGUGGACAGGGAACUCGAGUCUGACGAUUCCGAGUGGACUGAGGAGGUGCAGAAGCGGCAGGAGCAGCAGCUGCGCGCCGAGCUCUUGGAACAGUACCACUCCCUGAUGGUGGAGCGGGGUCGCUACCAGCGCUACAACAUCUACCUGCAGCACAAGAUCUUCGAGGCGCUGCGCAAGAAGAAGGGCCUGGAUGCAGCCGAGGUGCCUGACAAGGGCACGGAGCCUGAGGCGCCCGAGAAAGAGCAAGCAUACCUACACCAUCUGGUCCUGCUGGAGGAUCUGAGGAAGCAACAGGCAGACGACCUGAGCUGGUAUCACCAGGAGCUGGACCAGCUGAAGCAGCAGUGCAGAGAGAAGCUCUCCGAGGUGGAGAAGGAAUGGCUUCACUUCCAGGCACUCAAGAAGCAGGUGGUGAUGCAGGCCAUGGGCAGCUGUCGGAUGCAGGGUGGUCGCCAGGCCGCUCUGCAGGAGGUGGAGCAGAUCCAGGCGUUGGAGGAUAAGAAGGAGAAGGAGAUGAGCGCCGUGAGGCUGGAGAACGUGCAGCUGAAGCAGAGUCUGGUGCAUUUUGAAACCAGGAUGAAGGCCCAGGAGGACCUGACUGAGGGCCUGCUCCUUAUAGAUUUUGAACAGCUUAAGAUUGAGAACCAGACUUUCAAUGAGAAAGUUGAGGAGCGAAAUGAGGAGCUUUUAAAAUUACGCACCAAGUUGACCAACAAUGUGCAAAUAAUAACACACGUGAAGGAAAAGUUACACUUUGUGGAUACAGAAAAUGCUCGUAAAAAGUCAGAGCUUAUGGAGAUUGAGGCUCAGGUGGCUCUAAGGAGGGACAUCUUGACCAAGACCAAGCAAGCCCGAGACAGCCUGCGGAUCGACAACAUCAAGCUGAAUCAGAAGUGUGGGCUUCUGGGCAAGGAAUCACUCCUUCGGGACAUGGAGGAGAAGGUGGACAGGACUGAGCAGCUCAACCGGCGCUUGGAAUCCCUGAAGCAGCAUCACGCCGGGCUGACUUUGUCCUGCAGGGGUGUGAGGCAGAAGAUCAGGGAAGCCAAAGCCUUUCUGCCCUCUUGACACAAUGAUUGAAAGGGUCCACAGAACAUCUUCAGUCUCAGCAAACCUCAUCCGUCAUUAACUUUUAUUCUCCAUCUGUUGCCAUUCUUAGAAAGGCCCAUGAUAUUUGGGAUGGAAUUGUAUUUUGUAUUCUUAGUUUUUCAAGCUUCCAAAUUAGUGCUGAGCAUAAAACCGAGCACUGUUUAUAUGGGAUGAAGUAAAACAGGUACCGAGAGACAAACAUGGAUGAUUUAAUGUCCCUGACUUCUAGAAAGCUCUCAAAAGCUGUUUUAUAUCUGAACAAUUCCAUAGUUUCAGUGUCCUGAUACUGAGGAAAACUGUUCCUCCUCCAUGUGCAGAAGGGUUCAACAAAUGGGCAGGGUGUCAAAAAAAUUUCCUGUGUAUUAAGCUGAUUAUUAAAUCCCCUUUGAAUGGAUUGCACUGUGUCAUCCCGAGUCACUGUCUCAAUUCGAAGCUCACUAAUUCCCUUAGUCUAAAAUUGUUUUGCAUGUAAGUAGCACCAGCUUCUGGGUUAAUAAAAACACCAGGAACAGGAGGAAUGGUAACUAGGGAACGGGGCUUAUGUUCCUUCAUCUCUCUUUUUUCAAUGAAAGGAAGCUCAGUCUGCUUUACUAUGAAUGUUUGUUUCUGGCUCAAUGACAGUCUUCAAUUCUAAUGAAACGUUUUCUUGGAUCUACUAAAGAAAUGCAUUGAUCUGUACCAAAAAAAAAAAGAAAGAAAGAAAUUUUGUUUUCUAGUGAAAACAAAAUAGUGAUUGUAUUAUGUUUUUCCAGGUGCAAAAUAUACAGUGGUGACUGCUGACUGUCCGUAAGCCUUUUGUUUUCAACAAGAUAUUUUCAGAUCUUGGCAACACUACAGACCCUCACUAGGCAUGUGAUUUUACACUGUAUCAAAUAUUAAAAUGUCUGUCGUUCCUUGAGUUAAUGUACAACAGGCCCGAUAGGUCUAGCUCCUUAACCCAGAGUGAUUAACAUUUUCAGUUUUCUUUGAUGCUUUUGGAGCUAGAGGCCUGGUUUUAAUUCUUCUUAAUCUUAGCUUGAAUUUUCAGAUGUUCAGAUUUUGGAUUAAAAGUAUUUUCCCAUCUGUAAACUUAAGAAGGAUCAUAAGAAGGGUGAUCUAGUUUUUGGUACUACACACCUUUAAAGAACGGUCGAAACCCCACUCUGGGCAGAUGACUCAGUUGUUCCAUGAGAAUGUCACAAUAACUUUUGUCUUUGGAUGACAUGAUUUUGUUUUCUAAAUGUGUUCCCUUUGAAGCCAAUACAGGUUGAUUAAAAUUGCUUUCCUAACCUGCACAGCUUAAAUACACUUUAAAAAAAAUAAUACUGUACUUAUUAAAGCACACAAGCGAGACAGUGAGGGGAGUGAAAGCUUCGCCUCCCUGCUUCCAUUCUCCUCAUCUUCUACAAUUUCUGUCUUCACCAAGACUAAGGUCAAGCAGUAAAUAACUGGCAAAUAGAACUUCGUUCUCCCUGCACCGCAAGCUGAAAGCAGCACCGGCCCGCUAGGUUCUUUUGUGGUCGGGGAGGCUUGGCUCAAUGCAUUCACCAAGCAAGCAGCUUUCAUUAUAAGGGUGGCCAUGCCUCUGGUUCACAAGAGAGAGAACAGGUUAUUUUCAGCAGAUUUUGAACCACUGGCAAAUUACCCAGGUGGAACCCAACACUGCCUCACCAGCCUUCAGCCCGGUGACAGGCAGGUCUCUGAGAGCACAGAGAUACAAGAGAGACAGAUGGGGUUGGUGUUGCUUUAAGCGGCCAAGUUACUAAUGUUCUCUCAAGUUAUAUUACCUCAUGCUGGAGAUGUUCCAAUUAGAAGAUGAAUACUCUGUUGACUACUUCAUAACGAGGUUCUUUCUAAUUAGAUUAUAGGAGAGCUCCCGAUCCUGAAAUAGCAACACAUUCACAAACCGUUUAAGAUUGCCCUCGAGGAAGAAUGCCUCGGGCCCUAAAGCAUCCUCUCCCCAGUUUUACUGACCUCCCUCUGUCCGCACAGCGGCCUGCGUUUAGCCCCAGCCCAGCCUUUGACCCACUGCUUUAUGACUGUCCACUGAGUUCUCUGGGCCCCAUGAGACAAAGGCCCUGCGAGGCCUGUUGAUUUAUCAUCCUCCCUAGUGGCCAGCACAGGGCUGAGCACAUAACCGGUGUUCAAUAAACUUGUUAGAUUAAUACAUUAAUAUAAUGCCAGUCUCGUUUUCUGAAGAUAAGUGUUACUUGAAUGCUUAUGAUAUGUCGGGCACCAAGUCCUAUGUCGGAUUCAAAACUAACUACAGGUAGAAAGAGGCUCUCUCAAGAAGCAGAACCAGUGAGGGAGACGACGGGAAGGCAGGCUCACAGCCACGGAACGACGAUGUUGCAGACAGAGCCGGCCACUCCACCAGGGACCCAUCCUCCCCGAGGGGAAGGUUGAGGAGUAAUGCGGAGUCUGGACUAGAAACCCCUAAAACUACCAUUAUUUUUAUGACCACUAAAACCAAGGGCUAAAGACUUUUUCAUCUCCUUGUCAAAAAGUACAAGGCCUGAAAAAUGCAGGCACAAUAA
This is a messenger RNA of Camelus dromedarius (Arabian camel), 4585 nucleotides long. RefSeq names its product cilia and flagella associated protein 184 (gene CFAP184). NCBI's taxonomy places the organism in Eukaryota, Metazoa, Chordata, Mammalia, Artiodactyla, Camelidae. The record is from RefSeq and is a predicted model, not a curated record. The transcript has a single exon. The coding region runs from base 366 to 2048 and encodes 560 amino acids. Gene Ontology annotation, biological process: cilium assembly. Gene Ontology annotation, cellular component: ciliary basal body; axoneme.